UUUCAUCAUGUUUCCCUUCAUGGUGCCCAUCUUCCUUGUGUUUGUUGUGAUAAUGUCAGAGACACAAACUUCUGAACUCACCAGCCCAGGAUGUCACCUUCAUCCAUUUAAUGUCACCAUAAGGAGUGACCGUAAAGGGACAUGCAGAGGAACACAAGUCAUCCAUGCCUGUGUGGGUUACUGUGAAUCCAGUGCUUUUCCGUCCAAAUAUUCAGUGUUGGUAGCAAGUGGAUUUAAACGUAAUAUAACAUCUGUAUCACAGUGCUGCACCAUCAGCAAAAUCCAGAAGGUCAAGGUUCGUUUGCUCUGUACUGGUUCACGUUGGGAAGAGAUAGAAAUUGGUACUGCAAAGUCCUGCCAAUGUGACAUGUGCCGCCUGUCAAGAUAUUGAGCAGAGUGUGCUCUGCUACACUGCUGUGAGACCCGUAGUCCGGAACACUUGCUCUGUGUAGGCAGCAGCAGUGCCUGCUUGCUCUAUAAUUUACUGUUGGCAACUAUUUUUUAAACGCAGUAGUAUGGCUUUAACUCUUGCAGUAUACACACCAGUAUACUAUGAAGCAUAUAUAGUGCAUGGAGUGUGUAUAUGCACAGGGUAGCUCUAUGACUGGUAAAUUAUGCACAGCAGCAGAGCCAGUCUCCCCCUAAAAACAUUACAUCACAUGGAAGCUACUUUUAAGUACUUGAAAAACUAGUCUUCCUAACCCCAACAUAUUUAUCCCUUAUUUAUAAGUAAAAUUUUGUAAUUAUAUUUAUACGCGCUACUGUUGGAAAGUUUGGUGUCACUUCACGCUGUGCUACUUAAUUACAAAGGGGUUUUCCAAUGAUCAAUUAGCCUUUUAAACUUAAACUUGGAUUAGCAAAC
Molecule: messenger RNA, 862 nt
Organism: Spea bombifrons (plains spadefoot toad)
Lineage: Eukaryota; Metazoa; Chordata; Amphibia; Anura; Pelobatidae
Gene: GPHA2
Product: glycoprotein hormone subunit alpha 2
Exons: 3
Coding region: 8-391 (127 amino acids)
Biological process (GO): cell surface receptor signaling pathway
Cellular component (GO): extracellular region
Molecular function (GO): hormone receptor binding; hormone activity
Source: RefSeq, a predicted model, not a curated record